CAAAUGGUUGCAUCGAAUUUUAUAUUUCCUUGGCCUAUAUAAACAAAGCAACACUACAACACAUUACAACACACAAAAUCACUUCUGUGAAAUACUCUCACAAAUUGAUCUCAGUUUCAUCAAUGGCUCGCUCCUUCAAUAACAUCAAAGUUAUCUCUUCUCUUAUUGGUGAUGGUUUCUUCAAUUCUCUUACCAGACGAGGAUACGCGGCGGCGGCAACACAAAACGGGACAAGAGGGGUAGCAACCUCCGUCAGCGGCAAGAUGGUAGCACCGAAAUCAGGGACAGACAAGGUGGCAAAUAAAGAAAAGGUGUCAUGGGUCCCAGACCCUGUGACUGGUUACUACAAACCGGAGAACACCAACGUGGUUGAUGUUGCUGACCUACGAGCCACUGUUUUGGGGAAAAAGUAAAAUUUAGAAUCAUUCUAUUUUCAACGGGUUGUUGUUAUUGGUGAUGGUGGUGAUUUUAAAUUGGGUGGCCUCUUUGUUCAAUUUUUUGUUCUCAUGUGUAAGCUUUAAUUUAGAAAUGAAAUUAAAAUUAUGAUA
Messenger RNA from Vicia villosa (hairy vetch), 548 nucleotides. RefSeq names its product indole-3-acetic acid-induced protein ARG2-like. NCBI's taxonomy places the organism in Eukaryota, Viridiplantae, Streptophyta, Magnoliopsida, Fabales, Fabaceae. Gene Ontology annotation, cellular component: mitochondrion. The record is from RefSeq and is a predicted model, not a curated record. Gene Ontology annotation, biological process: response to stress. The coding region runs from base 123 to 413 and encodes 96 amino acids. The transcript has 2 exons.